Fopius arisanus is the source of this 1944-nucleotide messenger RNA. RefSeq names its product dihydroxyacetone phosphate acyltransferase (gene Dhap-at). Gene Ontology annotation, cellular component: mitochondrial membrane; peroxisomal membrane. NCBI's taxonomy places the organism in Eukaryota, Metazoa, Arthropoda, Insecta, Hymenoptera, Braconidae. The record is from RefSeq and is a predicted model, not a curated record. Gene Ontology annotation, biological process: fatty acid metabolic process; phospholipid biosynthetic process; ether lipid biosynthetic process. Gene Ontology annotation, molecular function: glycerol-3-phosphate O-acyltransferase activity; glycerone-phosphate O-acyltransferase activity.
AUCAAAGAUGGCGUGUAUAAACAAAACCUUUAGUAUUUUCGGUAUUCUCUUACAUGGCAUGUUUGCGUGUCCUACUAAUCCAAUAUAUUAAUGGAUUUAUUCACUGUGAAACUUAGCCGUUCCUCUACUUUAUAUACCGUUACUAGUUAUUCUCGGGAUUGUCGCCCCCCUCCAUUGAUUAAUCAGCUGUGAUUCGGCAUCACCAAAAAGAGAGGGAGUAAGGACUGAAAGUGAUAACACGAGGAGAAAGGGUAAACGAGUAAACGUCAGUGUUCAAACAAAAAGCCGGGUAUUUUUGGGUCAGACGGGUCGGCAACACCGAAGGAAGAAUUGAAUUCAAGAGAUCUCUUGAAUUUUUUUUUCAAGUUGAGGCAGCCUCAGAUUAACCAUUUGCAAUGUUAAUGGAGUUUGGACUUUGUUUGGAGUAUAUAGACUUGGACGAGGGUUGAGGUAGUGGACACGUCAAUGAAACGCUCAGUAGAUAUUUUUACCUGCGAGGUGUAAUAUCAUCAGUAAAAUCCAAGGGGUGACCAGAAAUAAUGGGGGAUAAUUGUGAAUAUGUGGAUCUGUUGGUGGACAGACGUAAGACUUCGGAUUUUCUGUGGGUGUCAAGACCCAUGGACCCUCUUGCUCCUCAUCGUUUACCUCCAGAAAUGAAGUACACCAGAACACAGGCUAUUGAAGCAGCUCUAGAUAAUCCCAGGGUGGUUUUUACGUCUCCUUGUCGUCAAAGUAUUGAAGCGAAUCUUGCUGAGUUUUCGAGUGAAUCAGAAGUACCUACUCGAGAUUCGCGAGGAUAUGAAGCACUCUGACGUGCAGUACGUGUACGUGCCAUCCCACCGAAGUUACCUAGAUUUUGUACUGAUGUCCUACCUUCUUUUUACCUUUGACAUGGCCCUACCAAAUAUUGCCAGUGGAAUGGAUUUUUACAGAAUGAAGGUUGUGGGUGAACUACUUCGUAAAACUGGAGCAUUUUAUCUCAGACGAAGUUUCACAGCUGAUCAAUUGUAUAAGGAAAUUUUCAAGGCUUAUGUUGCAUCUCUAGUAGAGAAUAGCGACAGGGCUAUUGAGUUUUUCAUCGAGGGAACAAGGAGUAGGAGUCAAAAGAGCAUAGCUCCGAAGUAUGGGCUUCUCGGUAUGAUUUUGGAAGCAGUGUUUCAAAGUCACGUGCCAGACAUCCAGUUUGUACCAAUAAGUAUAACGUACGACAGACCAUUGGAGGAGUCUCUAUUCUCCUAUGAACUCUUGGGAGUCCCAAAAAUGUGCCCGAGAAAAAUAUAUUUUCCUGAGAAAACUAUUGAGCAAUGAAUUUGCAUUGCCUGCUGAUGACUGUACAGAUACGAUUGCCAAUGAAUGGACUCACGAGAUGGAAUUUUUAAUUAAUGCGGACUGUUUCGAAUUCGAGGACAAUCGGAUUAUUUAUGGAACUAAUGAGAAAUUUAGGCUACUACUUUGUAAUUUAAUUUCACCGUUCGUCAGUGCCGUCUGUGUUACGUGUCUUACUUUAUAUCACUGGGAUAAUGCGACAAUGGAGGAUCCAACCGACAAAAACAUUUUAAAAGAAUCGCAACGACGCGCCGAAACUCUCCUCUUCCACGAUGACAGCCUCGUCCAUCAUCCCUACACUCUUUCUUUAGAUCUCUAUUCGUCGACAUUAGUUAGUUUAACAUCGUCUGGUGCCAUAAAUUCAAUACCUAAUCAACCAAAUUACGACAUAGAUCGACCAAAGUUAUCAUCGAUUAUUGUUGAACUUGAGAAAAUACUUUUAUCCAGACAAUCAUCUGGAAGUUACCUGGACAUUGGUCCCACCCUGAUUCAUCACGCUGACAAUACACUUCAGGCUAAGUUGUGAAUAUUCCAAUAUUUAACCAAAUCAAAUCCAGCAUUACCAGUAUUAUAUAAUCUUGAAACAAUAAAAUAAUACUUGCACCGUUGGUAAAUGAA